UACAAACUCCGCACGCACCCAACCGCUUUAUAUCUGUCUCCUUCCAAGAACAAGUCCCAGUUUCUCUCUCUUCUUCUCUCUCUCUCUCUCUCUCUCAGAGAGUUUCAUAUUCAGUUUUUCUUCUUCAAUCUGUACCAACCUUUCAUCCAUAUUCAUCAAGAUCCAUCAAAUUUGGUCUUAACUAUCUAUUUUGCUGAAAUUUCAACGCCGCGUGCACGUGGUCAUUGCUGGCUGUGUAAUGCAAAAGAAGCUGGUUCGGGGCGUGAUGGUGUAUUAUUCUUGCUCACAUGUUUUAAGUGUGAAAUCAGCGAAAGAAUCUUAGUUAGUAUGGAAAUAUUGGAAUGAUGGCAUGCCAAAAUUGGCAGGCACUUUGGUCAGGGGCAACCGAAGAACAGAUUUGAACUGAGAUCCUGUUUUCUCUUAAGGGUUUAUUAGCAUGAUCUGCUGCCGUAUUGGAGAGUAUAAGCCAGCAUUGAUAUAGGGAGAGCGAUGUAUAUGUUUCUAGCAGAUUCCGGUGCCAGGGCAUAAUUUGUUGUGACAUUUAAUGGGGCAUAGACAUUUGUUCAACGCAUCCCAAAUGUUCGAGAAUGAGCAUGAUCAGAACUGGAAUCAUAUGCAUACAGACCAACAUCUCAUGCAUCUUGCCCGGGCUGGCACUUCGGACAAUGGUUCCUUCUUUUAUCCUGCGGAAAAUAUGCCAGUAGAUGCAGUACAUUUUGCAUCUCACUGGGGUCCUGCACCAAGGUCAACUGGGUAUCCUUCUUCAAGUCACAACGUGGAUGUACCACCUUAUCAACCGGAUGCUUCUGGCCCAUCUCAUGAUCCUUUUAUGCAUGUUUCAACUGCUGGAACAUUCUCUACAGCUCCAGAUACUUACGCACAACAUGCGUCUUCCUCUAAUUAUGAGAGGCAAACUUUCCAUAGUGUUGAGGGCAGUUUUAUUGAUCUUACAAUGGGCAGUGGAAGGGUUCCUCACAAGCGAAAAAGUCCUGGAAUCCCUCCAGUCUGUGAGAGAGGCAGUUCAAGCAGAUACUACAAUGCUGGAAGUUCCUCUGAUCUUCCAAUAUCUUCAGAACUACGGAUGGAUAAACCAAGCAUAGAUUCUCAGCACAUGCCUUGGGAUCACAUUAACAUGGCUCCCAUUUAUAGAGGCAGUGGCCUUUCAAUUAGGGGUGAGGGUUCUUUGAGGAAUGUGAGAAGCCGGCCUGCACUUGAUUUGGAAUCAAACCUAGCUAGGACCCAUUUGUCAAACAAUCCUUCACACCCUUCAUAUUCUGCAAGCCACCCAGUUGACCAUUCUAGCAAUGUGGAUCUUUCAGGUCAGGGCUCCAGUGCUUUGACACGGGAUUGGGGUCAUAUUAGUGCGUCUCCUGUUCCUGGAAGGGUUCUAGUUUCAGACACAGGCAGCUUCAAUCACGACACAAAUCACUUCCUUGUAGGAAGCAGUGCUGGCAACUCUUCUGCUGACAUUGGGGGAUACCAUCAUGAUUUCGUUACAAGCAGGAAUCCGGUUCCUCAAAGUUUUCAUGCUAACUCAACGCAAUCUGUGAGGGGAGUUCGUAGUAGCUUUACUCAAAGGUCUAACCCAGCUUUCAGGGCUUCUACAAGCAGCUUACGUGUGGGACAUGUGGUGCCUUCAGAUGAAGGAAUGCAGUUGGCAGCCGAGAAUUACUCCUCUAGACAUCCAAGGCCAUUGUCCACCAUAGGGUGGCGUAAUGGCGACAGGAGCGGGAGGUCGAGGAUAUCUGCUGAAAGAUAUCGAUCUUUGCCUGAUGAGGCAGGUCUCCAUGAUCGAUUUACAUCUGAGGGUUUUAUGAUUGUGGAUCGCUCAGCCUUGUAUGGAUCCAGAAAUAUGUUAGAUCAGCAUAGAGACAUGAGGCUAGAUAUAGACAACAUGAGCUAUGAGGAACUUCUUGCACUUGGGGAAAGGAUUGGGAGUGUGAGCACGGGUCUCUCUGAAGAUUUAAUAUCCAAGUGUGUGAGAGAAACAAUUCAUUGUUCAGCAGAUCUAAUUCAAGAGGAAGGAACCUGUGUGAUCUGCCUGGAAGAAUACAAGGAUAUGGAUGAUGUCGGGGCACUGAAAACUUGCGGCCAUGACUACCAUGUUAGCUGCAUCAAGAAAUGGUUGUCUAUGAAAAAUAUAUGUCCAGUCUGCAAGGGAUCUGCCAUCGCUGAUAAUAUGAGCGACAAAUAAUUUAUGAUGCCUCUUGUUCACUACAUUCUCUCAUUCUUGUAUAUGUAUAUAUUAUAUGUAUGGAGAUUAUCCUCAAAACAGAGGAAACAAUUGCAUAGUUGUAAAGGGAAUGCUAGUUGAUGCCAAUCCAUUGUUUCUGGCUUCAUUUUUAAUUAUGUGAAGCCUUUAAAUGACCUUGUUGUUUUGUACGGUGUUCAUUCAAUGAAAAGUUAUAAUCCUCCUCUUGA
Messenger RNA from Quercus robur (English oak), 2421 nucleotides. RefSeq lists its product as uncharacterized. The transcript is spliced from 10 exons. Gene Ontology annotation, molecular function: ubiquitin protein ligase activity. The record is from RefSeq and is a predicted model, not a curated record. The coding region runs from base 545 to 2194 and encodes 549 amino acids. NCBI's taxonomy places the organism in Eukaryota, Viridiplantae, Streptophyta, Magnoliopsida, Fagales, Fagaceae.